Messenger RNA from Aspergillus chevalieri, 933 nucleotides. RefSeq names its product NAD(P)-dependent oxidoreductase. The transcript is spliced from 2 exons. Lineage: Eukaryota; Fungi; Ascomycota; Eurotiomycetes; Eurotiales; Aspergillaceae. The record is from RefSeq and is a predicted model, not a curated record. Gene Ontology annotation, molecular function: NADP binding; NAD binding; oxidoreductase activity, acting on the CH-OH group of donors, NAD or NADP as acceptor. Bases 1 to 933 code for a protein of 310 amino acids.
AUGGCCAACCAACACGUCGCAUGGAUCGGUCUGGGCAAUAUCGGCCGAGGCAUGGUCCAAAACAUCGCCGAAAAGGGUCCCCAGUCCUCUCUGACCAUCUACAACCGGACAAUCUCUAAGGCAGAGUCUUUCGUCUCAACACUGCCCCCCAACAAAGCCACCGUUGCCUCGUCCCUCCCUGAUGCCGUGAACCCCGCAACCCUAAUCUUCACCUGCGUUGGGGACGACCCGGCGCUCGGUCAGAUCUUCGCUGCCAUUCUGGAAGCUAAGGAUUUGGACAUCGCGGGUAAGACGUUUGUCGACUGCUCGACCGUGCACCCCGACACCUCGAGGAAGACGCAGGCUGCGCUUAGCCAGCGGGGAGCAGCGUUCGUCGCAUGUCCGGUCUUCGGGGCACCUAACAUGGCUGUUGCUGGACAGUUGGUUGUUGUUCCUGCGGGCUCUUCGGAGGCAAUUGAGCGUGCGAGACCGUUCCUGGACGGUGUCACCGCACGUGCUACCCUCCCGCUCACCGGUAACGAGGACGUCGGCCGCGCAAGUCUCAUGAAGGUUCUCGGCAACACAUUCAUUCUGAACAUGGUCGAGUCGCUAGCGGAAGGCGUCACCGCAGCCGAAAAGACCGGCCUGGGCGCAGAGAUGUACGAGCAAUGGGUUGCAACGAUGUUCCCCGGCGCUUUUGCGAAGUAUGCGGAACGGAUGACCUCUGGUGACUACCACAAGCGCGAGGAGCCGCUCUUUGCUGUUGACCUUGCGCGGAAGGACUUGCGUCAUGCGAGUACGUUGGCGAGUGAUGGGGGCAUGAGAUUGAGGAGUGUGGAGGUUACGGAUGGGUAUUUGCAGGAGGUUAAGAAGGAGAGGGGGGAGAAGGGCGAUGUUGCAGCUGUUUAUGGGGCGAUUCGGAAGGAGGCUGGGUUGCCAUUUGCCAACAACUAG